UUAUUGUAAACAGCUUUUCUCAACAAUAAAAUAUUGUAGAUUUGUAGUACAAUAGGAAGAAAAAAAAUUGUUCGAUCAUGCUCAUGAUCUGUAUUUGAUUUUUUUUUUUUUUAUGUAAUUAUUAUUAUUAAUUGACCGAAAGUGAUACGUCUUCGACUCUUGAUUUGGUUGGUUUGGUUUACCAAGAUUUUGUUGUUCUUCUUCUAUUAUUAGUAUGUUUUGGGACCGGGCCUUUGAUGGAUAAUUAAACUAUAUGAAUAUUUUUAGGGGCACGUAAUAAAUUGUAUGUAGAAAAUACGUUUGGUAAAAGAAUUAAAUUGUGUCAACUACGGAUAGCACAUGUAAAGCUGCAACUUAGUGCUUUUGCUUUUGAGUUUUGUGGUAAAAUUUCUUUAUAUCAAGUUAAAGGUGUUUAGAAUAUGUUAAUAAUAAAUUUUGAAGGAAGAUGUUUUGAGUUUGUUUUUUUCAACUAAACUAAGGAAAGACGUGUGUUGAGUAAAUAUUCGAUCUGAGUCUCUCCAUUAGGAGAGACACCGCGACACUAGAGAAAGGAUCAACCAAUAAUAACUAAUGACUUGAACAUUUGUUGCAUUAGUCUUGUUCAGAGUUAACAGAGGUGGGUGUGGUGUGGUUGGGUGGAGAAACGACAAUAACAUAACACAAGGAAAAACAUACGGUGCUGUAUAUGAGGUUAUGAAACAACCAAUCACAGACUUCGUGAAACUUUUCGAGCUUGGAAAUGGGAGGAAAUCCACAAAACAAAUCAUAUUGAAACACACUUCCAUAUUUAUUGUCUCUAGCAACACUUAAAAAAUGCUAUAAAAAGACAACGAAAAUGUUACCUAUAUUAUAGAAAUAAGGUACCAACAGUUUGUAAAUGUUGUCUGAAGUGAAAUAAAAGGAACAUUUUUUAAAUAUAGCCAUAAUGUAUAUGUAACAUUUUUUUAACUGUAUCAAUAUAAGAAGACGUUGGACAAGUAUUGCACAUACUCUCAUGAACAUAAUAUGUGCUCAAUAAAAUUGACAUAACUUCUAUUUUAAAGCAAGUGUUCAUUACAAAAGAUAUAUGUUAUUAGUCUUUGCAAUUAAUUAUAAAAAAGAAACUAAUGAAACCAAGUCUUCUGCAUGCCAUCUCAAUUCUUGAUGCUUCUGUCUUGUGUCUAUUUUAAUAAAACAAAGAAUUUGCAACCGAUCAAAUUGCAUCAAACAAGAACAUUCAUCAUUGAAUUGAUAAGCAAGAACUUCAACCAAAUCAUCCAAAAACAUCAUUCAAAUGUGUCUUAUUGUUGUCACUGUCACACACUAUGCAUUUCCUUAAUUUCAAGAACAUUGAAUCUUUGCAUGGUGUUGGAUACAACUUUAAUGUUGUUGAACAAACUAAUUUUAUGUUCAAGAGCAAAGGGUGGUGAAUUGAUAUGUGUCUUUAAUUUUCUUGUUAUAAUAUUAUUAUAAAAAGGGAAGUCUCGAUUAUUAUCUGAGAAGACCUUGCAAAUUUGUUCUAAGCUUCUAACAAGUUAAGAUAGACACCAAUGGGUUGGUUGUUCUCACAAUUUAUAUUGGCAUUUCUUGCUGGGUGCUUGUUCUUUAAUGGCUUAUCUUAUUCUUUUAAAGCUCCAAAGUACAAAUUCAUCAAAGAAGCAACAUUUGCUCCACCAAUCUUAAGUUAUGACUAUAUAGUAAUUGGUGGAGGAACAUGUGGUUGUCCACUAGCAGCAACACUUUCACAAGGUGGAAAAGUUUUAGUCCUUGAAAGAGGAGGUUCACCCUAUACAAAUCCAGAACAAAUCAACAUACAUAACUUUGUUAAUUCUCUUUCUGACACAAGUCCUUCAUCAUUUUCACAACAAUUCAUAUCAACCGACGGAGUCCUCAACUCGCGCGCUCGCGUUCUCGGAGGCGGUUCUGUCUUGAAUGCUGGAUUCUACUCAAGGGCUAGCUAUAGGUACAUAAGAGAAUCUGGUUUGAAUGAAAGUUUGGCUAAAAGUUCAUAUGAAUGGGUUGAAAAGAAGGUUGCUUUUGAGCCACCAAUGAUGCAAUGGCAAUCAGCAGUGAGGGAUGGAUUAUUGGAAGCAGGGGUGUUACCUUACAAUGGUUUUACUUUUGAUCAUUUAUAUGGGACUAAGGUUGGAGGGACAAUUUUUGAUAAGGAGGGUCAUAGACACACUGCAGCUGAUUUGUUAGAGUAUGCUGAUCCAAAGAGGAUUUCUGUUUAUUUGCAUGCAACAGUGCAAAAGAUACUAUUUAAGUAUAAUGCAGAAAAAAAGAGGCCACAAGCUUAUGGAGUGAUUUACAAAGAUGCACUGGGAAUCAAACAUAGAGCAUACAUAAGCUCCAAAGUAAAAAAUGAAAUAAUAGUAUCAGCUGGUGCAAUUGGAAGUCCACAGUUGCUAAUGCUAAGUGGCAUUGGUCCUGCUAACCAUCUUAAAGCACAUGGAAUCAAAGUUGUUUUGGAUCAGCCUUUGGUAGGUCAAGGAAUGGCAGAUAAUCCAAUGAAUGUUCUAGUUGUUCCUUCCCCUUUACCUGUUGAAGUCUCUCUUAUUCAAACUGUUGGAAUCACCAAGUUUGGUAGCUUCAUUGAAACAGCCAGUGGAUUGAGCUUUGGUCAUUCUUGGUCUGAUAGGCUUAGAGGGAUUUUUGAAUUUGUGUCAAACCAGAGUGGCCAACCCACCAUGUUGACACCAGAAGCCAUGGAAAGUUAUGCAGACGCAAUAAGAUCAUUAGCAAAUCCAACACUUAAAGGAGGAGUCAUACUUGAAAAGAUAAUGGGACCACGUUCAACAGGUCACUUAGAGCUUCUAACAACUAAUCCUAAUGAUAAUCCAUCAGUUACAUUCAACUAUUUCAAGGAUCCAGAAGAUUUAAGGAUGUGUGUGGAAGGCAUGAAAACAAUCAUAAAUGUGAUAAACUCGAAAGCAUUUUCGCGAUUCCGGUAUCGAAACAUGCCUGUUCAAGCUCUAAUAGACUUGAUGUUACACUUACAAGUGAACUUAAGGCCUAAACAUCCUAAUGCUGCAUUUUCUUUGGAACAAUAUUGCAUUGACACUGUUUUAACAAUUUGGCAUUACCAUGGAGGGUGUCAAUAUGGUAAAGUUAUUGAUCAUAAUUAUAAGGUCAUUGGUGUGCAAGGUCUUAGAGUAAUUGAUGGAUCAACUUUUUAUAGAUCACCAGGGACUAAUCCUCAAGCUACUGUUAUGAUGCUUGGAAGGUAUAUGGGACAAAAGAUUAUAAAGAAAAGAUUCUCCCGGGGAGGAAGUGAAGGGAUGAAUUGAGUGCAUAUUUUUUCAUAUUGGUUAUGUGUAAUAAUAAUUGAGUGAUUUACCAGACAUUUUCUCCAUUAUGCUGUCUGGUUAUUUUAGUAAUAAACUUGAUUGUAUUUAUUUGUAUGAUAAUGAUUUUGUAAUUUCCACAGUACUAUUAUUGCAAUUUUAUAUAAUAACAUCGUCAACGGUGACUUUUUUGGAAUUGAUAAA
This is a messenger RNA of Cicer arietinum (chickpea), 3470 nucleotides long. RefSeq names its product protein HOTHEAD-like. Lineage: Eukaryota; Viridiplantae; Streptophyta; Magnoliopsida; Fabales; Fabaceae. The record is from RefSeq and is a predicted model, not a curated record. Gene Ontology annotation, molecular function: flavin adenine dinucleotide binding; oxidoreductase activity, acting on CH-OH group of donors.